CUAUCUGAAUUUCGAACCCGAAAGGAAUUUCUCACCUGUUUAGCGAACUCUCUGCAAAGCCAAACCCUAACUCUUGCAAACCCAAUUCAAUUCCCAGCCAACAUGACCAGCGAUUCCAGUGACCCUGCUCGUCGCAAGCACCACCAUUCCUCUCAUUCCGAUGUCGAAACUGACGAGCCUUCGAAGCGUCGUAAGCACGGUCACCACCACCACCACAGGCGUCGCCACCAUCGCCACCACGGAAAGAAGCCCGAAGAGAUUGAUUCGAAACUAGAAACGGAGGUUAAGGAGGCUGAGGUUGAAAUUGAGGGCGGAAAGGAGGUCCUUGGAAGCGGAGCAGUGGGUGUGGCUAUGAGCAGUUCGAAUUUGGGGAUCGAUUAUGAUAUGGAGGAAGGGGAGAUUAUUGAGGACGAUGUUCCACCUAAUUCUGCUGCUUAUGAUGUUGCUGAAGAUACUGAGAACAGGAAAUUGAGUUCGGACAUGGACCGUCAUGAAGCUCAUGCAGAAGGGCCUAAUUUUGGUAUGCCCAUUGAAAAGAAAGUGGAAGAAGUUGACAGAAGUAAGAAUCACGAGGGGUUGAGUUGGGAAGGAAUUUCUUGUGAAAAAUAUCUUGCCAAUGGGAACUUGGUUGGUGGGCGCCAUAAACAUGAGGGAAAAUGUUCUCCUAUUGAAGAAAGUAGGACACAAAAGCAUUACUAUGGUGAUGGAAAUGAUUUAAAGGACUGGAAAAGAUCUUUGACACCUGACAAUGCUGGGAAGAGGCGCAAGACUGCCAAGGUUGCAUUACCUCGUGAUGGAUAUGAAGACGAGGGUCCUUAUGGAAAGGAUUCAAAAUCACCUGAUCGGUCUAGAGGGUUGCCACAAUCUCAAAGCACUUCUGAGGAGGUUUCUAUUUCAGAAGUGUUUCAUAAGCCAGAGGAUGUAUUUUAUAAAGAUAGGAAAUCUAAGGGUGAUAAGGACUAUGAAAGAGUGACUGGACUCGUCAGAGACUAUUGCCAUGGCAGCCAAGAUUUUUUGAAGGAAAAAGAAAGAGAGCGCAGUUCUAGUCGUAGCAGAUAUAGUAGCCAAGAUGACAGGCUUCAUAGUCAUGAGACUACUGAAAGGUAUAGGGAAGGAAGCCGAGAGAUUGAUAGGGAUCGAACAAAAAAUAGAGACAGGGAGAGGGGAAGGACACGAGGAAAGGAAGGAGACAGAGUAACUGAGAGAAAUAGGGAAAGGGAGAGGGUAAGGCAAAAGGAAAUGGAAAGAGGUAGAGCUCGUGAGAGGGAGAGGGUAAGGGAAAAGGAAAUAGAAGAAGAUAGAGCUCGUGAGAGGGAGAGGGUAAGGGAAAAGGAAAUAGAAAGAGAUAGAGCUCGUGAGAGGGAGAGGGAGAGGGAUAAUUAUAGGGGCAGGCAAUGGGAUAAUGACCGCAAGAGGGAGAGGGAGAGGGAGAGUAGGUGGGAAAGUGAUAGGGAAAGCAGCAGAGGUAGAAGUAGGGACAAAGAGAGGGACAAGGAGACUGAUAGAUACCGCAGGGCCAAUAAAUAUGAUGAUCUUGGUAGUAGCUAUGGUGAUCGAGAUAAGUUUAGUGUUUCCAGGCGCAUUAAGGAUGAUGGGACUGGCCACAGAGAGAAGAAAAAUGAUCCAGUAAUCAAGAGUUCUGACCAUAAACUUCAUGAAAUUGAAACUGAUAUAUCUAAAAGAGAUGAGGAUGAACAGGACUAUCAGGAAGAGAUUUCAUUUCAACUUGCUGAACACGAAGAAGAGGAAGAACUAGACAGGAUUAAGGAGGAGAGUAGGAAGCGCAAGCAAGCCAUACUUGAAAAGUAUAAGAAUCUACAGUUGCAUCCUAAAACUCAAUUGGAAGACACUGCUAAGGAGGUAAUUGAGCAUUCUUCUGAGCUUGAAGUUGGUGGAAACCAUAUGCCAGAAGCUGUUUAUUAUAGAGCUGAUGGUGGAGAAAGCCAUUCUGGUGACAAAGUAAUUUCUGUUGGGAAAUCACCUAACCAAGAAAGGUUUGCUACAAAUGAUCAGAAUUCUGGAGCUGGUGGAUUGGGACAGGGUACUCCGAAGAGUGAGAGAUCAAAUGACAUGUUCUGUGAUGACAUAUUUGGAGAAUCACCUGCAGCAGUUCAUAAAACUGGUAAAGGAGAUGGUUUGAUAAUUGAGCGUAGUGGCCUGCAUGAUAACUGGGAUGAUGCAGAAGGCUAUUAUAGUUACCGUUUUGGAGAAGUACUUGAUGGCCGAUAUGAGAUUAAUGCUUCACAUGGAAAAGGUGUGUUCUCCGCAGUUGUCCGUGCUAGAGAUCUCAAAGCUAAACCUGGUGACCCUGAAGAGGUUGCAAUUAAAAUGAUACGUAAUAAUGACACAAUGUAUAAGGCAGGUAUGGAAGAGUUGGUGAUAUUGAAGAAGUUGGUUGGUGCAGAUCCUGAAGACCGGCGCCACUGUGUUCGUUUUCUUUCUAGCUUCAAGUACCGGAAUCAUCUGUGCUUGGUUUUUGAGUCUCUUCAUAUGAAUCUACGUGAGGUUUUAAAGAAGUUUGGCCGUAAUAUUGGACUAAAACUUACUGCUGUGAGGACAUAUGCAAAACAACUAUUCAUUUCUUUGAAGCAUUUAAAGAACUGUGGUGUUCUUCACUCUGAUAUUAAACCAGAUAACAUGCUGGUGAAUGAAGCAAAAAAUGUGCUGAAGCUUUGUGAUUUUGGUAAUGCCAUGUUUGCGGGGAAGAAUGAGAUCACACCAUACCUUGUGAGCCGUUUUUAUCGUGCUCCAGAGAUAAUUUUGGGCUUGCCCUAUGACCAUCCAAUUGAUAUGUGGUCAGUUGGUUGUUGUUUAUUUGAACUUUACAUUGGGAAAGUUCUUUUUCCUGGCCCGACGAACAAUGACAUGCUUCGUCUUCAUAUGGAGUUGAAAGGUCCAUUUCCAAAAAAGAUGCUUCGAAAGGCAGCAUUUACUGACCAGCAUUUUGAUCAAGAUCUCAAUUUUUAUGCCACUGAAGAGGACCCUGUUACAAAGAAGGCGAUACGGAAGUUGAUUGUUAAUAUCAGACCAAGAGAUAUUGGUGCAAUAAUUUCAGGUUCUCCUGGUGAGGAUCCAAAGAUGUUAACACAUUUUAAAGAUCUUCUUGACAGAAUUUUUGUGCUAGAUCCAGAUAAGAGACUCACAGUUUCUCAGGCAUUAAGUCAUCCAUUCAUCACGGAGAAGAUAUCUGAUUGGGAGAGGCCUCUUUCUUGGCAGUUCUUUCGGUGGAAUAUUUUCUGUUUCUAUUGAUAUCUAUCAGGAUUAUGAGGCAACCAUUCAGUGCUUUAGAUGCUUAAAAGGCACACUGGAGAAGAGCAAUGUAUGACAGGAGAUGUUCAGAUGCAGCCUUGAUAUUGUGAAGUGGAGGUAUUGCUCCAUGCUUCUGCAAUUAUAGUAAGUACUCCUAAUGACAUUUCUACUCAAUACUUUCUCUGAUGAUAAACUGUCUGGUCGUUCAUAUUGCUGCUGUUUAUAGUUAUGAGCAGCAAUGAAGCAUCAUCAUCUGCUUUAUAAAUUUCUUGAAAUGAAGAAUUAGGUAAAGCAAUUAUCAUACUAUUGUUGCAUUAGAAUGUUCUUGUUUCUCUUAUUCUAAAUUCUGAUGGAAUGACCUAAAAAUGAGGCCCAUAUUAUUUUGAGGUUUGUAUCCUGAUCAUAUCCAUCUAUUCUCAGAGUCAAUGCAUGGUGUUGCCACUAUUUAUUGGUGUACUUUUUCCUACUUUUUCUUCUAUAUGCACACAUGCAUGCAUACAAUAAACACACACACACACACGUACAUUUUAGUCUUUCUUUUGAUUUCAUUUAGGAGUGCUUGGUUCAUGCCUUUUGUAUGCAUUAUCAGAUUUGGUUUGGUUUUGAUUACCUUGUUUGUUUUUCCUCACUUCUGUAGUUCUGUUACUCCAAUAUCAAAUUCAAUUCUUUUAGUGAUGACAAAGUCAUUACCUUCCCCAUCCCUUACUUCGGACUUUGAAAAAAAAAGGGAAGUAAAGGAAAUAAGUGAAGGCCAUCAUCCAUGUGUUGGUUGUGGAAUUUGAGUACAUACAUUGUGUGCAUUAAAUAUAUAUGCAAUACAUACUUACAUAGUGUGCAUUAUACACACACACACACACACACACACACACACACACAUACAUUCAUUUAUCAAUUUUGAAUUUGAUUCUCUUUUACUCCAAACCAAACGAAGCGGUUUUACUAUUUUUUUUUACGGUUACCAAGUAUUUGAUUCCAAUUCUUAAGUUUGAAUCAAAUGCCCCCUUAGUAUUUUAUGUAAUGAGUAGCAUUCAUCAUCUAAGUUUUUCAAUAUUAAUCUGUCUAGUGGUUAGGGCUUUGUUUAUUGAAUGCUAAAAAAGAUCCAAAUAUUAGUAUUUCAUGGGUGUUGGAUGAAUUGCCAGUAACUUUGUUAGUGAGAAUUUGGUGUUUGGGAAUAUAGAUUUCCAAUAAUUUUAUUUGUAAUGAUGUUGUGUUGACAUGUCUUCUGUGAAUAACUUUGAAAAUAAAAUGAAAAAAUCAGAAGGUGAAUGUUGCAUACCUGUGUUUGGCAAUUUUAUUUAGUAAUUUAUCCUUAACACAUUGCUAGGAUGCACACAAUUAGCUGUUAACUUGUUCUCAAGCAGGGAACUUGUGAUCAGUACAUAUGUGCUGAAUGUUCAGUACAGAUGUGUUGAAUGCUUAGUUUAUGCUCAAUAAUAUUCAUCUCAAAGACUCAAACAUGAACAACUGACAGUUAGCGAAUUAUUCAUUUUUUAAUAUUAUUAUACGAUCUGUAAAGAAUAAAACAAAUUAUUUGAGGGUUCUUUAGGAAUACCAUGUUAGUUCCAUUUUCUUUCCUUACGGGAAUCCACAUUACCACCUAUGGCAGUAAUGUGGAUUAGCUCACUAUUUUUCAAGCAAAUAUGGUAAUCUCUGUUAAGAAUAAUGAGUUGGAACUUGGAAGGUUUAGUGGUGGCAAGGAGCCAGUUGUCAGUCCAUGACCUGCCGGUAAGGAGAAUUCUCUUUGUGGUAAGCAAGAAAUUAGAAUGGAUUGAUAACUUGAUUUCUAGAUUGGUGAUGAUGUGAAUAUUGCAAAAGCCCAUGUAUUUUAUAUGCUUGAGAGGUAGCUAAGGAUCUCUUAAUAUUUCAACAUGUGUUAAUUAUGAUACUAGGACUGUUCAACUAUGCAUGUGAACUUUGAAUUUCUAGCAUGUGAUAAUUUACGUCUGUACUACCUCUUUCUGGAUCUCCACAUGUAAUCUUGCGAGGUUAUCUCGAAACAAAUGCCCUCAAAAGUUGUGAAACCCCUGUAAAAGGAUAAAGUAAGGCUUUAAAUGAUUCACGUUGCUUCUCUACACGUUCAAGACAACAUAUAUACUUUAUGUUUGGUUUCAUUCUGAUUUACAUCUUGUAUUCUCAAUGCUUUGCCCAUGUAAUAACUUAGUCAUAGCUGUCUUAUUAUAAUUAUAAUAUGCAUCAUGCAUGGCAACUUAAAUGAGGCCUUUAUGAAAUUUUUAUCAUCCAUGUAUUUCCUUAAGUUAGGCUAGGCUGUUGGAGCAUAUCAAUUCCUUGACAAGUUAGAAAUGUUGGGGUCUAUAAUGCUUGUGAUUUUUCUGUAACUGAACCAGUUUUUGUCUAUAGUCGUUUUCCAAAUUAUCCUAUGUACAUCCUCUCAUAACACAGUGCAGGAAGUUGACCUUUUCCCUAAACUUGCAAAUAAUUGAAAUUACUUAAGUCUUCCUCGGAAUGGCUACAUAUGAUUACCUACUUAAUUUUCUUGAACUGCUGCUUAUGGUUCAUAUUUUGCUGCCUUAAUCCAAACUGGUGAAUUCAUGUUACAUUUGAUAAUAAUGCACCCUCCCCUUGAGAUAUAUAGCAUAAAACAGGUGAGUUUCACUUCCUCCUCUCUUUGUGAUGGCUGUAUUGUGAUCUCCAUCCUCAUCCGAGUCACCAUCUAAGACCCCCCCAAUGCUAUUAAGUUCUUAUGCCAUGGCCUGCAGGUGAGGGUGCCAUGCAUUAUCAUUAUCAUUAGCGAAACCUGUAGUCUGUAGAUAUUCUGGCUGGGUAUCCCAUCAUUAUAUAUUUUGCUGACGGUGUUAUAUGCAAGAAAGGUACAUUUACUAGAUGAUCAAGUUAAACUUGAGACAAUUUGACAUGUUGGUUCCAUAUAUGUAGGGUAACAUUCUAUUUUUCUUUCCUGCAGUUUUUUCAUUUCUCUAAAAAAAUAGGAAACUUCUUCAUUAGUAAAUGUGACAUUACAAUUUUCAUUGUGAACUGUUCCGUGUUAAAAAUUGCUUUCCUGACCUAGGCAAGGAAAUGGCAACUAUAUGUAUCUACUUGUCAUUAUGGUACAGGUGAACCUGUUUCCGGAUAUAAAUCCAAAGGAAGGAUUUGUUUUUUUAAUUUUUAUUUUGAAUGUUACUAACUCUAUUACAUUGUAGUAUCUGUUUAUCUAUACUUUCUCAACCUAUUGAAGCACAAAGAGUCAAUAACGCUUCCACCGAGGCUUGAUCUCAUGACUUCCCAUAUGGAGGAGUCAUUAUAUGCCAUCUGAGCAUAAUGUGCUUGACCCAAGGAAGGAUACUUAAGAUAUGACAAAUAAUAUUUUCAUUGAGUUUUGCUGACUCUUAUAGAGGUGAUGGAAGAUGAGAGUCGAACCAGUUUACUCUAGGCUUAUCCAUUAAUCGUUAUCUUUCAUUGACACUGUUUGUAUUCUUAUAGUUUUAUUUUUGGUUCUUUGUCAAGUUUAUCGUUUUGGGAUUGAAAUUAGUUUGGAUGUUUUAAGUUA
Molecule: messenger RNA, 6754 nt
Organism: Ipomoea triloba (trilobed morning glory)
Lineage: Eukaryota; Viridiplantae; Streptophyta; Magnoliopsida; Solanales; Convolvulaceae
Product: serine/threonine-protein kinase prpf4B-like
Exons: 16
Coding region: 103-3249 (1048 amino acids)
Biological process (GO): mRNA cis splicing, via spliceosome; peptidyl-serine phosphorylation; peptidyl-threonine phosphorylation
Molecular function (GO): ATP binding; protein serine/threonine kinase activity
Source: RefSeq, a predicted model, not a curated record